Felis catus (domestic cat) is the source of this 5035-nucleotide messenger RNA. RefSeq names its product glycine receptor alpha 4 (gene GLRA4). The transcript has 9 exons. Gene Ontology annotation, biological process: chloride transmembrane transport; signal transduction; regulation of membrane potential. Lineage: Eukaryota; Metazoa; Chordata; Mammalia; Carnivora; Felidae. Gene Ontology annotation, cellular component: neuron projection; plasma membrane; synapse. The record is from RefSeq and is a predicted model, not a curated record. Gene Ontology annotation, molecular function: transmitter-gated monoatomic ion channel activity; glycine binding; transmembrane signaling receptor activity. The coding region runs from base 356 to 1729 and encodes 457 amino acids.
UCCAAGACACUCCAGGGUUUGGUGAGUGCUGCCCAAAGAGAAUGCUCUCUGGCAGGCAGGCAGGCAGGCUGAGGCCCUCCGGAGCCCCCGGGCAAGCCAGAGCAGGAGCUGGUAGGGUUAUCCAAAUCAGGAUCAUUUCCAGCGGGAAUAGUUCUGGCCCCUGACUGGUAACAGCAGGGCAGAGAAGAGAGCAGAAGAGGAGGGAGAGUGCACAACUCCUAGCCUGGCCCCAGAGGCUCCAUGUGAGCAGACCAAGUUGGAGAAAGGCUCUCUACUUUCUUCAGCAUUCUCCUUGCUGGGAUAUCACACUUACCUUGGCAGCCAGGCUGAGAAAGAGCUCCAGGUUCCCUGCGGAAUGACAACUCUUGUUCCUGCAACCCUCUCCUUCCUUCUCCUCUGGACCCUGCCAGGGCAAGUCCUCCUCAGAGUGGCCUUGGCAAAAGAGGAAGUCAAUUCUGGGACCAAAGGGCCCCAACCUAUGUCCCCCUCUGAUUUCCUGGACAAGCUUAUGGGACGAACAUCAGGAUAUGAUGCCAGAAUUCGACCCAAUUUUAAAGGCCCACCUGUGAAUGUGACUUGCAACAUCUUCAUCAACAGUUUUGGCUCUGUCACUGAGACUACUAUGGACUACCGGGUGAAUGUCUUCUUGCGGCAACAGUGGAAUGACCCACGCCUAGCCUAUGGAGAAUAUCCUGAUGACUCUUUGGACCUUGAUCCCUCCAUGCUAGACUCUAUCUGGAAGCCAGACCUGUUCUUUGCCAAUGAGAAAGGGGCCAGUUUCCAUGAGGUGACCACAGACAACAAGUUACUGCGCAUCUUCAAGAAUGGGAAUGUGCUCUACAGCAUCAGGCUGACCCUCAUUUUGUCCUGCCCAAUGGACCUCAAGAACUUCCCCAUGGAUAUCCAGACCUGCACGAUGCAGCUGGAGAGCUUUGGCUACACCAUGAAUGACCUCGUGUUUGAGUGGCUGGAAGAUGCUCCUGCUGUCCAAGUGGCUGAGGGGCUGACUCUGCCCCAGUUUAUCUUGCGGGAUGAGAAGGAUCUAGGCUACUGUACCAAGCAUUACAACACAGGGAAAUUCACCUGCAUCGAGGUAAAGUUUCACCUGGAAAGGCAGAUGGGCUACUAUCUGAUUCAGAUGUACAUCCCCAGCCUACUCAUCGUUAUCCUGUCCUGGGUCUCCUUCUGGAUCAACAUGGAUGCCGCCCCUGCUCGCGUGGGCCUAGACAUCACCACUGUGCUCACCAUGACAACUCAGAGCUCUGGCUCCCGGGCAUCUUUGCCUAAGGUGUCCUACGUGAAGGCAAUCGACAUCUGGAUGGCUGUGUGCCUGCUCUUCGUGUUCGCUGCCCUGCUGGAGUAUGCUGCUGUCAAUUUUGUCUCCCGUCAGCAUAAGGAAUUCAUGCGACUUCGAAGAAGGCAGAGGCGCCAAUGUAUGGAGGAAGAUAUCAUCCAAGAAUGUCGCUUCUAUUUCCGUGGCUAUGGCCUAGGCCACUGCCUGCAGGCAAGGGAUGGAGGUCCAAAGGAGAGUUCUGACAUUUAUACCCCCCAACCUCCAGCCCCUCUUCUAAGGGAGGGAGAAACCAUGCAGAAACUUUACGUGGAGCAAGCCAAGAGGAUUGACACCAUCUCCCGGGCUGUCUUCCCUUUCACUUUCCUCAUCUUCAACAUCUUCUACUGGGUUGUCUAUAAAGUCCUACGGUCAGAAGAUAUCCACCAGGCACUGUGAAUAGGGUACGGCUAAGGGCUAGAAAGUCCAGCUGUUGUCUUCCUGCUUCUUCCUGUGUGAGAUUCCCCCUCCAUUAGAUUCCAUUAGGAGCUUGGAGAGUUCAUUUCUGGAACCUCAACAGCCAAUCCCAAAGCUAUGCAUGUCUACACUGCAUGGUGCCAGUGGUGGCUGUACUUAGAAAGAUGGCUUAUCUGCUCGAAUCCGGUUAUUCUCCAUGCUAUCCCAUUUCUCAUGAGAGUAAGGUUUGGCCAUAUUUCUGAGUCCAGGAUGACCUUUUUCCCUUGCUGGAGCCUGUCUGUUUUCCAAUUCUCCAGUGAAGAAUUUUCAGAUCAUUGCUACUAUAUUCUGGUAUUUAUUAUCUUAACCUGCACCAUUCUUCAUGCUGUUACCUCCCACCCAGAGCCUGGCCUUUGCUCUGUCCUCUGUCCCUCCUACCACAGGCUCAAAUAGGGAGUCUUUUUCAUCCACAGAUGCUGCCUUUUGUGACCCAGUCAUUUGUCCUUGACUAUGGGAAGAAGGCAGGGUGACAGGUUCCCUACCUCUCAGCAAGGUGGGAACAGUCAUGGGCUGCACUGAGGUAGGGUAUUGAUAUAUUACUCAACAGAGAGGUCUUCAAAUCUCCUAGGAUGUUCAACACUGUCAGAAAUGUGGUCAGGAAUCUUGGACUCUCAGAAAAUCCACCCUUCCAGAUUCAUCUGAACUUCCAGGUCUCAGAAAUAUUUGUUUUAUUCCCUAACUAGUAUGGUGGCAGGGUAUGUUUGGCUGCUCAGGAGUGUGAAAAGAGAAAAAUUCUUAGUCUUUAAGAAACUUAGUGAUGUUAGAAAACCUUCAAAAAAAAAGUGAAAUCUAAGGUAGUAGGACCUGGAAGGAGUAAAAUAUAGAAAAUAUCCUAAGAGUAUCUUUUGUUGGCUGGGCUAUCAUUUGUUUCUUUUUCUCUGAAGUCUUUUUAUUUCCCAGGAUCCCUCAUUUUCAACUUGCUCUUUAACCUUCUUUUAGUGAGCAAAUAAAAGUGCCAUUCAACUUUGUCCAGGAUAACGUGGGCUUCAAGCUUCUUGGAAAGGAACUAGGCAUAUAGAAGACCCCGAUCCUGGGCAAACAUUGACUUGGCCAACAUCAGAGUAGUAGUUGUAGAAGUUAAAGCCCCAUAAGUUGCAGUGAUUUCUUAACCCUUCUCUUGUUUUUCUUCUCCUUCCACAGUGAGUAAGGGUGGCAGUCAGUGGAAGCUACCAGAAAUGUCAGAAUAGAGAGGAUGUGAAAGAGCCCAUUUCAGGUCUGAAAUACCAAUGGGACAUGGGGAAGCAUGGGUCUGGUAUGCUGAAUCCUUUGAAAUGACACAACUAUGAAGAACUGAAAAAGGGAAGAUUAAAGUAUAGGGCUAACAGCUGGAAGAUGGGUGAUACAAUGAUCUCUUAAAUAUCUUGUCCAUUUCUCUGGACCUAGAAUAAGUACCUAUGUGAAUCUAAUCUCUCUCUCUCUCUCUCUCUCUCUCUCUCUCUCUCUCUCUCUCUCUUUCUCUCUCUCUCUCUGUUUCAUUCCUCCCAUCCCCUCCCUCCCUCUCUUCCUCAAAAUGGUGUUCCAAAUUGAAAGUCAAUAAAUCCAAUGACCAAAGCAAAUCCUAUAGUCAAAGCAAGAGCUCACCUCUUUCUUUCACUCUUUUUCCUAUUGAGCUCAUCUGCUCUUUUCUGUUCACUGAGAUACUCCUCUUGUCUGUCUCUUGGUUUUGAGGAGAGAAUUUGGGCUGACCAGGGCAGCUGGACCAGAAGUUAAUCUUACUGAUGAUAUUAAUUAUAACUCUGGUGCCAACUGGAUUCAAAACUAAAGGACUGGCUUAAGGGAGGAGAUUAAGAGGGCAGAGAGUCCCUAUUUUCCCAUUUCUUCCUAGGUAGUGCCAAUCAAUGAGAGGCCACAAGCAAUACCCCUUUGAAAGGAGCAGAGAGUAUCUCUUUGAUACUCUCCAUGGCAGGGCUGGAGUGUCAGGCUGCUGCAGCCCGAAGGCGGGGGUAGUGGGGGGUGGACUAUGGAGAUGAGCUUACUGCACAGAGCUCUACUUGUUAUAGAUCUUGUCCAGAUGGGCCAACUGCACAAAUCUGCCCUGUUGGGAGUCUCAAGAACAAUGCCCUAGAGACAGCUACAGCACUGAGCAAUAGAGCCUGCCCAACUGGGACUCAAUUCAGUGCAUCAGCUGGUGCUGGGAGCCAAAGAAACCAAAGUACCAACCAACAUAAUAGCCCAAGGGAGUUCACAAAGAUACUGAGAGGCAAUGCCAGGUGGAAGGUACUGUCUUUCCCCAUCAGAGCCCCCAAGUGGAGAAGGGAGACACAUGGUGUCAGAAUCAGGUGGAAAUGACUUUCAUUUUCCUCAUCCUUACCACACACGUAUGGAGGAGGGGUGAUAGGAAAGCUGGAUCCCACUGGAAGUAUCUGACACCUACCAAUCCAUUCAAUCAUGAAAUUGUUGAAUGUGGACGCUUUUCACCACAGUGAGUUGGCAGGAGGUGACAGAAGAGACUCACUUGAAAGUCACUUCCAUUUAUUCUCAUAGUACUCAUCCCUCCUGAGACCUACACUACUUUCUGUUUUAAAACAGCAUUUUUUCUUUUUUCUUUUUUUUAAGUAGGCUCCAUUCCCAAUGUGGGGGCUGAACUCAUGACCCUGAGAUCAAGAGUCACAUGCUCCACCAACUGAACUAGCCAGGCACUCCAAAACAGCAUAUUUUCUAAAGGGGAAAAAAACUUCCUACGUAAAUAAAGUGCUUUGCGUGUUUUCAUUAAUUCAUCGUUAAUCUUUAAUGUCAGUUGAAUAUUUCAUGCAUAUAUUUUUCCAGAGAAAAGGGAGUUAUUGUCAUGCAGUUGUUGUUAAGGCUUUCUGAUUUUCCAUUUUCCCUUCAGUUUGCUCUGCUCUUUGGAAAAUCAGGAAUCUGUCUUCCUCUUUCCCCUCAAUCCACCAGCAGGGCCUCUUGCUCUCCCAGAAUUCACAGUCAAAUCAAAAAGAACUUUUGAUGUGGAAGAAAGGUAGUGAAUACAAUCUAUUCCUUUUACGUUCUCCCAUAAGCCUUUCUCCCCACCUAUCACCAAAGAACUGACACUUAUAGUUGAAAUAUUAAGUUCACUCUUGAAGUUAUAUUCCCUUUUCACUGAGCCAUGCAAAUGUCCCAACUUUGUCCAGAACCUAUCACCUCCUGGAAAUCUGUGUACCCACUUGCCUCUCUCCCUUCUCAAUUUACUAUUCUCAAGAUUGUAAUUAUUAUUAUCUUAUUUCUGGCUGUCAAAAUCUUAAAUUUAAAUACACUCUGUUGAGAUUAAAGAUC